AUGAUGACUUUUAGCAAAGAGACGACGGGCGCUGUGCUAGUUGCGAACUUCAGCAAGAACGUUGCCAACAAGACGAUUGUCAUUACCGGCGCAAGCAGCGGCUCUCUUGGUGGUCAAACAGCCAUCGACCUUGCCCAUUCCCAACCACCGCCAGCUCAUCUUAUCCUCCUGGCACGCUCAGAAGCCAAGGUCCAGCCAGUCAUCGACCAAAUCAACACCAGCACAACCGGGCCGUUAGCCAAAUUCGUCCCAAUCCUCCUAGACGACUUCGACUCAAUUCGAUCCGCAGCCAAGGCCAUCACAGACAUCGUCGGUCCACAAGGCAAAAUCGACAUCCUGAUGAACUAUGCUGGAAUCAUGGCCGUUCCGUACAGUCUCUCGAAAGCCGGUAUCGAAUCCCAAUUUGCCACAAACCACAUCGGCCACUUCCUGCUCACUCUCCGUCUAAAGAGCCACCUUAGCAAGAACGCACGAAUCAUCAACGUCUCAAGCGAUGGAUAUAAGCUCGGUCGCUUCGAUCCAGAAAAAUAUAACUUCGACGAUGGCAAGUCAUACCACCCUUGGUCCGGCUACGGUCAAUCGAAGACCGCGAACAUCCUGUUCACAAAGGGUCUCGCGAAGCGUGGCGUGAUCAGUUUCGCGCUUCAUCCAGGCGUGAUCUUCGGCACUGGGUUGACUGUAGGGAUGACGGAUUCCGACAAGCUCUUUGAGCAGUUGGAAGAAAUUUCGGUGCGAAACACUGGUGAGGCAAUGGUUAUGGGAGAGGGCAAGACGGUCGAACAAGGAGUAGCCACGGCGAUUAGGGCAGUGGUCGAUCCUAGUCUUGACGGGAAGAAUGGGAGCUUUCUUGAUGACUGUGAGGUAGUAGAGGUAUUGGAUUAUGCUAGAGAUGACAAGCUGGUUGAAAGCCUGUGGGAGCUGAGUGAGAAAUUGGUAGGUGAGAAGUUUGUGAUUUGA
Molecule: messenger RNA, 957 nt
Organism: Lithohypha guttulata
Lineage: Eukaryota; Fungi; Ascomycota; Eurotiomycetes; Chaetothyriales; Trichomeriaceae
Exons: 2
Coding region: 1-957 (318 amino acids)
Source: RefSeq, a predicted model, not a curated record